Molecule: messenger RNA, 3454 nt
Organism: Maniola jurtina (meadow brown)
Lineage: Eukaryota; Metazoa; Arthropoda; Insecta; Lepidoptera; Nymphalidae
Exons: 10
Coding region: 289-2688 (799 amino acids)
Source: RefSeq, a predicted model, not a curated record
UCACAACACUAUCAUUGGUUAAGCGGAACCGGUACCACGUUGUCCGGGUAUCGUAAAAUCGAUACAGGAAUUUAUGGUUUUGUUCGCGAGGGAACGAUACUAUCGGUCGUGGUGUAUUGUUAGCUGUUUCGUGGUAGGGAGGAGGUCGACCGUGGAAUGGGUGUACGGUGUUAUCGAAGCAGCCAUUUCGUCGCGAAAGAUGUCCGAUGCGACCGUAUUUAGGGCGUUUUGAUUCGAUUUAAUACAGUUUUUUAAGUGUUUCGACCAGUUCGCGACCGGAAAUCAACAAUGAUGCAGCAACAGGUGUAUCAGCAGGAGCAACAAGGAGCUCAAGAUCAGGGCCAGCAAAUGGUGCUAUGUCCUGUAAGGCUGGUGUACGAGACACAGAUGCUGGUGCAACCAGGUGACCAAAUACAGCCAAAUCAAACGAUACUCAUCAACCAUCAAAACACACCGCCUUGGAUACAAAACAGACAAGUGCAAAACCAAGUAAUCUACGUCCAACAUGUGCCAACGAAUUAUAUGCCUUCACACCAACAACAUAUAGACCAGAACCAAUUGUACAUCCAGAAUUAUGGAUAUCAAAACGUGCCACAAAUGUUCGUCCAAAACCCCCAAGAACAAAUACGGCCGUUACAAAUGAUGCCAAAUAUGGUACAAAACAUGCAAGCACUGCCAGCAAACAUUGGUGCAAUACAGAAUCAGAGAAUGGUUUCAAACGUAGCACCAAUGCAACAACAAGUCAACAUAGUUAAUACCCAAAAUCAAAAUAUGAAUAGACUGAUAGCACCUAAUCAAAUAAACCCAAACGAACUAAUAAACAAACCUCAAGAAAUAACACAGCAAGUUUACAGACAUCAAAUGCCACAAACAGUCCAACAAGAACAAAGGUUUCCAAUGCAACAAACAAUAGCCAUGGUUCCAAAUAAUGUACAAAACAUACAGAGAGUUCCUCAAACAUUUGACCCAAAUGUUAGCCAAAUACGACCAAUGCAACAAAAUAUUGCACCAAACAUACAACAAGCAUAUCCAAAUACUAUAUUCAAUGUCGAUGAAAGCAGAAAAGUCAAUACAACUGUAAGUAAAGGAACCAAUCCUAUGAAUCACAAUGUAGUUCACCCCAUUCCUGCUGCCAAAAGUUUGCCUCAAACGUAUAGACCAAUCCAACCAAGGACACACCAAGUUAGGAAUAACGGACCUAAUUUACUUCCUAUGCAGGUUACGACAAGUAUUCAAGCUCAGCACACGAUGCCAAAUAUAAUAUCAAUGAAUAAUGUUCCUAGAAAAAUAAUGCCAGUACCCGUAACGAAUGUGAAUACGACUCUUAGUAAUGUAAAAAUUGAAGGUAACAAUUUCCUGUUCAAUAGAAAAAGAAAAAGUGAAUCGCCUGAUGAAGUACAUAAAAAAGUUUCAAAUAACAAUCAAACAGAGGCUCCUGUUGUUAUAAAACAGAUACAAAAUGAAUCAUACACUAUGAAUAGUUCAGCAGAUGUCGGGGUUAAUACGAGUCCCAUACACAGACCUUCUGGGAGGAUAACGAUUAAUAACAUGCAAAUAACUCCUUUAAACCCUAACGUUCCUAAUUCAAAAUUAAUAGAGGAAUUAGCUAAACCAAUCCGAAGUAACACACAUAGUAUACAAACAGAAACUCAGAAUGUUGUUAGAAAUAUGACUAAUAUAGUUCCAGAGAAUGUAACUGAAAUGGUACCGACUGAAAAAGAAAAGUUAGUUAGGAACACAGUUUAUGUACAAGCUAGAGGUAGAAUACUGACUGAUAAAGAUACUACUAUCCCGGAACCGCCUAAAAUUGAAACAAUAGUCAAACCCCCUGAACCAAAUGUAACAUUGCCUACAGUAAAACCCAAAAUCGAAACAGUAAUAAGCAAUCCUGAACCCAAAGUAACGAAAAUUGAAACAAUAGUGAACCAUCCUGAACCAAAUAUAUCUAUGCCGCUAUUAAAUGAAAAACAACCAGAAAAGAAUCAAGAAACAGUUAAAGAAACACCAGUAAUUAAAAAAGAAACAAGUACAGUAGUAAAAAUGCCAGUUAAAGUUGAAGAGAGUAAAAGUAAAAUAAAAAUAGAAGUGAAACAAGAAAAAAGUGAUAACGCAUCAAUGGAGCCGCCUAAAGAGGUUGUUAAAAUUAAAACUGAAUCCAAACCAGACGUUAAAGUUAAAGAAGAAUCUUCAGAGGCAGUUAAAGAAGACAGAGGAUAUAUACUAACGCAUGUUCUUGGUGGUUUUGUUAUUCAAGAAUCCAAUAUCGCAUUCCCGAUAAGAAAACCACUAAAGGAAAAGACCCUAUUCAACAAUACUGAAGAAUCAAAGAGAGAGAAUAAAGACAUGAAAAGAGAUAGAGAAUUUGUAAAGGAUAACAGUAAAAUUUUAGAUAUUUCCCAUCUCAAUAUACAGGAGUGUGAGAAUAUGGAGGCCGAUACAGAUGACAGCAAAACGAUUGAUGAAAAAGAUAAUCCAUUUAGACUGUUGAAACCAAGUGAAGUCCGGACUUGGACGGCGGAACAGCUGGCAACACACUUGGCGAAAUACAACUGGACUGAAACGGUAUCAGUGUUGCAAGACCACGAACUGGACGGGGAAUCGCUAUUACUGGUGUCGAAGGCUCAAUUAGUGACUAUAGGGGUUAAGGAGGACCAUGCGGAAAUUAUAUGCGAAUUUGUUAAGAGCUAGUCGGAAAAUGUACAAUAUAUUAGCUACUUUUUAUCCCGCAAAUCUCAAGAGUUCCCACGGGAUUUUUAAAAACCUAAAUCCACAAGGACGAAGCCGCGGCUACCAGCUAGUAAUAUUACCGGCUACAAAUAUUGUAAAUGUGAUCCUGAACUACACACAAUUGUUGGUUUGUCCCCCAAUCACGCAGCAACGGAGCAACGGAUCGAUAUGAUUUUUUGCAUGGAUAUAGCUAGAGACCUGGAGAGUGACAUACGACAUUUUAUCCUGAAAAAUUAGUUCUGAAAAAGUUUCCACAGAAUUUUCAAAAAACUAAAUUCAAGCGGGCAUCAUCUAAUUUAGGUAUAUUUAGAUUUUUAUAGUUUCAGGAUUCAAACUCAAAAAUUUACACUCAAAGCUGAGAAUUUUAUGAAAAAUAUUUUUUGAGCCUUACCUCUAAGUACAUCACAUAAUAUUUUUAUAUUAUAUAUAGUCUGUUUUCCUCAUCUUGCAAAAAAGGUAAACAAGUAUCUUCCCGCUAAAAUACGUAAGAGGCGCAUACGACCUUGUAGAAUAGAAUAGAAUAGAAUAGAUUUUUAAUCAAAUAAACUUUUACAAGUGCUUUUGAAUUGUAACCGCUGACUGACAAUGAAACUAUGAUACAAGUGAAAAUCUAACUCCAGAAGGUCUAAAGCACCAGGCAAAUCGCGUCGCUUACGCGUUUCUCCGAGAAGGAUUCUUCUAUCUUUCAAGCAAACUAAGAAAAAACCAACUAUACUAUCCAAUUUUU